Messenger RNA from Trichobilharzia regenti, 1838 nucleotides. Lineage: Eukaryota; Metazoa; Platyhelminthes; Trematoda; Strigeidida; Schistosomatidae. The record is from the annotation of a GenBank genome assembly.
CUGCACCAAGUACCUGGCAGGACCUUAAAGACCGCCGUCAUCCCCAGCUGUAAGUGCACGUUAAGGUACAUUCGGCUUGGAGGUUAAAAAUUGACUAAAGUGUAGGGCACUGUUUGGCAGUCAGUCGUAUUUUCUUUCUAGAUAGUCGGUACUGCUCAUACAGGAUGUCAACCAGCAAUCGUAAAUUAUUGACUACAAGAUUUUGAGAAAUAAUUAUUUCUCAAUCACUUUAUUAAUAAAGUGAUUUCGAGGAUAUGGGAUAUGCACGAUAGUUGCAUCAAAUUUCGUUGUACUUCCAUCUAACUCUACUUCCGUACCUACUGGUGGUUAAGGUUUAACUUGGCCUGCAGAACUAGGUUAUUUACUUGGUAUUCACUGUACACUUCCCUUCCAUUCUAAGGGACUAGAUACAUAUAUGCAUAACAGGACAACAAGCAUACCGAUAUGCGUUUACUGAAUGAAAAUAUAUAAUGAGUACCAACACACGCUUCGUUUGUGUCGUCUCUUGUAUUUGCUUUUUACUGAAAGACAUAGAGUUAGAUGUAACUAUUGUGCAUAUCCCAUAUUCUUCAAUAUAUCUGCUCAAGAUCAGUUUACAUCUCAAAAACUUACGGCCUACCACGUGCGAACUCUGGUUGAUAUCCUGUACGAGUAGUACCGGUGGUCUAAAAAGAAAUUCCACUUGUUUGUGAAGCAGUCACACUUCAGUAAACUUCAACCAUUUGUUGAAGCAGACUGUAUUGAACUGCGAGUAAAUGGCGUGCCGUCAAUUUUCUGUAGCAAAGUACAGUCAGUAGCUGAGUGAAUAUUCGUGGCUUGCGUCUUCGGAGAUUUUACUUAGGUUGUUGAGCACAAUGGCGCGUUCACUAACCUGUGAAUCAGGGUUUUUCGUUAGUUUUCGAUGCAAACCAAGGGCCUUAGCUGCGUUGACAACGCAACUCUGAGUGCUCCCCCCUUAAUAACAAUUGCCCAUACCGCAAAUGGCUUGUCUGAAAAGCACGACAGAAGGGUCACAAUAAACGAGGUGGUCCAGGUACUGUUCAUAUGAAUGUGAUGGAUCUAUCUCUGUGAACGAACUUCACAUAAAUGAAUAAAUCAUAAACCUGUACCUCAAUUUUCGGACCUCAAAUAUGUAUUUUGCUUGUUUUUGUAAUAUAUCUUUCUCAAAUUCCAGACUUCGUCUUCUUUUUCCAAGAUGAUACUUCCAUCGUCUUUACCCAAGCGUAAAAAAGCUGAAAAAGAUUUAUUUCAAAACUCAAACACCGUAGAACCGGAUGAGUUCAUAUGCAAGUUAGUGAAAUCUUGUGGUAACUAUAUGUUUUCUUCGCUGACGGAGCAAGGUGAAGAAGUUUUCAUAUCCAUUCCAGAACGUUAUCGCAAUGCAUUCUAUUUUACGCAAGGUGACUUUGUUAUUUGUUCCCCGCUGAAUAAUAAGAAAGUCAAAGGUGAAAUUCGUGCUAUAUUACAAAAGGAUGAUAUCAAGUCGUUGAUGAAUUCUGGGCGAUGGCCAGAAAUCUUCUCCGUUAACAUUUCAAGUGAUACCUCGAAAAAGGAUGAGAAUUACAUCUCAGAAGAUAUGCUGCCUUCAUGCUCCGAUACUUCAGAUUCUGAGGAUGAAUUUACCAAUAAUGGUAAAAAUACUGGUUAAAAAUACACAAUUUUGUAUACAUUCGUGUUUUUUAUUUGAAAUAGUGAAGUGCGAUACACUUUCAGAUGGUAGACAACUAGGGUAUGCUACUGUAAUUUUGUUCGGUUUUUAGUUUUAUUUAUUUGGCGUAGAAAGAAGUCAGUGAUUGAUUUCACAGGUUUUUAAUAAAUAUAACAUUUAGUUAAGUGGG